CUGAAAUCUCUUUGUUAUUUAUAUUAGUUAAGAGCUUGUGUAAUGGACUCAUAUCUGUGUCAGUCUAUUUGAUUGAUAUUUGUGUGACAUACAAAAUUUCUGACUUUAUUAUGUUAAAGACCAUGGCAAGUGUUGCUCCCCAACAAUGCCAGCCAAACAUCGGUCUUGUUAUGACCAAUGAUGUUUCAAAUACAAACCCUGAAGAAGUAGUUCCUUGCAUAGCACUUUCAAAGAACGAUUCUUAUGUGAUGUCUGCUUGUGGAGGAAAGGUCUCUUUGCUCAAUAUGAUGACUUUCAAGGUGAUGACAACUUCCAUGCCGCCAUUCCCUACUUCAAAUUAUUUAGCCUUCCAUUUACUGGACAAUAAAGGAUUCUACAAUCCUCCAUUCCAAUAGUGAUAACUGGCUUAGCUUUCGAAAAUAUUCUUAAUAUUGUAGUAUCUUUAGGUGCUGAUGCUUAGGUAUGAAGCAAGUUACUUUGUUAUCGUUUCUUUCUAUAGUAUUUACCUUAGAAAUUUAGCUGUUGUACCCCACAGUUUUCAUUAGUAACAUGCAUGUUUUAUGUCAGAAAUCUGUGCUCAUAUCCAAGAAGUAUUUUAUAUUGUAAUUUUUUACAAUAGUCAUGCACUUAUUGUUGUGAUUGCAGCAAUGUAUUUGGAACACUAAUUCCUGGGAGAAAAAGAAAUCCAAUGCAAUUCAAUUGCCCAUUGGAAAGGCUACUAUUGGUGAUACUAGAGUUCAGUAUCUGAGGUGCCUAACUUUGCCAUGCCCCUCUUUGCCAAAUGAGAAAGCGUGUGUUUUUAGAGGAGAUAUCAUUGUAGAAAAGUUUUAGCCCCCGUGGCCUUAUGUGCUUGAUAUUUUGUAUAUAUUUUGUUGUUAUGAUGAGAGACUAGUAAUGUGUGUGUGCGCAUAUGUUUGUGUGUUUGCUUAUAA
Messenger RNA from Dioscorea cayenensis subsp. rotundata (Guinea yam), 932 nucleotides. Its product is annotated as protein TPR1-like. The transcript has 2 exons. Bases 111 to 395 code for a protein of 94 amino acids. The record is from RefSeq and is a predicted model, not a curated record. Gene Ontology annotation, biological process: regulation of DNA-templated transcription. Lineage: Eukaryota; Viridiplantae; Streptophyta; Magnoliopsida; Dioscoreales; Dioscoreaceae.